AUGCGCAUCUGGACGAUGCCCGCGUUGCACGUAGGAGGAGGAAACCUCGUGUCACGUGUUAUUCCUGCGUCAGGGAUCAUUGACUGCCAGGAACGCUUGACGUUCUCUCAUCCUAUGUAUUUUGACUUGCAAGGUCUUUACGACAAGUCAGAUCAGCAAGACGUCCUCCAGAGAGGCGAUGAAGUCAUUCUGGGUAAUUUUUUUCAUGCAGAUUCCCAGGUAGCGACGAGUGGGAUGUUCAAUAACCUCUACCUGAGGAUGGUGGACACUGACGAGAUCCACAUCGACCCGGAUGAAACCGGCUGGAAGAUCCACCUGCACGACUCCACAGACUCGCCAGUGGUGGACAUCCGCACUUAUGGCUUCACCCUCUUCCCAGGCUGGAGCAAAGACGUCCGCAUUGACCUGCGCGAUUUCAAAACGCUGGACACGAAGCGGCGGCCUUGCAACGGAAGUCACGAGUACAGCGAGUCCAAGUGCAAAGCUGCAUGCUUCGUGAGGAAGGUGUUCGAGAGGGCCAAUUGCAGCCUCCCCUACAUGUCUGAAGUGAUACCAACGCCGACCUGCGAUACCAAAGAGAGCUACGCAGCCGCGACGAAGGCGGCGAAGAGGCUCCUCUUCUGGGGUGAAUGGAAUCCUCAGGAUUGCGACUGCCCCAGACAAUGUUACAACAGCUACUACGUCCCCUUCGGAGAGUCCGUGCACACCGGAGGGAACCAGUCCCGACUAAGGGUCUAUUAUCAGGACCUGACCUUCGACGACGUUGUGGAAGAGUACUCGUACACGGAGAUCCCGCUGCUAUGUGACAUCGGAGGGACGCUGGGCCUGCUGCUGGGGGCGUCCGUGCUCACCUUCGUGGAGAUCCUCGAGAUCCUAUGCGGUUAUGCGACUACGGUGCGACGAGUUCCUGUCAACCAGCCGGAGCAGCCGUUGUCCACCUUCAAAUAA
Molecule: messenger RNA, 948 nt
Organism: Darwinula stevensoni
Lineage: Eukaryota; Metazoa; Arthropoda; Ostracoda; Podocopida; Darwinulidae
Source: the annotation of a GenBank genome assembly